AUGGCGCCAGUUAUGGAUCUCACAUUUUAUUUGGUCACAGACUCCACCAUGGUCCCAGACACCUCGACGUUCCUUGACCAGGUAAAGCUUGCCGCAGAGAACGGAGCUACAAUUAUCCAGCUCCGCGAAAAGAAACUUCUGACUCGUGACUUUGUUCAACGUGCACAGAAAGUGCUAGAGAUCACCAGGCCGCGGGGCAUUCCUCUAAUCAUUAACGAUAGGGUGGAUGUCGCAUUGGCAGUAGAUGCAGAUGGAGUUCAUGUGGGCCAGGAUGAUAUGCCAGCUGCAGUAGUGAGAGAGCUUAUCGGACCAAACAAGAUCUUGGGUGUUUCUUGUUGUAGCCCAGAAGAGACUCGGGCUGUGUGUGAAGAGGGGGUAGCUGAUUAUGUUGGACUUGGAACAUGUUAUCCUACCAAUACCAAGGACGUGAAGAGUGUUGUUGGUCCGAUUGGAAUCCGUAAAUCGCUUCAAGUCUUGAGAGACCACUCGCAAAACAAUAAACGCAUUGAAAGUGUUGCUAUUGGUGGCAUCAAUCACACCAACGUGGCCAAGGUGCUCCUACAAUGCAGCUUGGGAAACUUCAACGAGAAAUACGGUGUGGAUGGUGUGGCUGUCGUUUCAUGCAUAAUGGCUGCAAAGGAUGCUGCUGUUGCGUCUGUGAAUUUGUUGAAAGCUAUUCAAACAUCGUCUCCGUUGGAGGUAAAGACUUUGGACUCCGAGUAUAACUACUCAGAAUUCCCUCAGAAACCUAUGGUUCACCACAUCACGAAUAAUGUGGUCAAAAAUUUCAGUGCUAAUGUGACCCUCUCGAUCGGCGCCUCUCCUAUCAUGUCUGAAUUCGCUCCGGAAUUCGGCGAAUUGUCGGGCUUGCGCCUCCCCGUCAGUCUCCUAAUUAACUUAGGAACACCUUCUCCGGCAACUAUGGAGGUUUUCUUAGCUGGCUUAUCUGCAUACAAUGGCGCUGGAAAACCCACAUUAUUUGAUCCUGUAGCUGCUGGUGCUACCCUGCAGCGUUUGGAGGCUAGUAAGGCUCUUCUUAAUGCGGGCCAAUUCACCGUAAUCAAGGGCAAUGUUGGUGAGAUAAUGGCUCUUGAUAAACUUACAAGCGAAUAUAUUGCAUCUGAAAGCGCCGAACCUACAAUGCAGGGUGUGGAUUCUUUGGCUACACUUCUGGCAAGUGAUGUACUUGCCCUUGCGAAACGAGUGUCUGCUGAAUUUAAGAGCAUUGUUGUCAUUACAGGAAAGGAAAACUUUGUUGUCAAUGCAUUUGGCAGCAGCGAAGUAAACACAUAUAGAAUUGCUGGCGGCCAUGAACUCAUGGGUUCUGUGACGGGUACUGGUUGCUCUCUUGGAAGCGUCAUUUGUGCAUAUUUGGCCAUUGCCCAGAAUACUGGAAAGGAUAUGACUCUGGCUGUUGCUGCCGCUGUCAAAUACUACAAUGAGGCUGGUGCGAAGGCAGGAUUAUUGUCCAAGGGUCCCGGCACCUUCACAAAGAACUUCAUGGACGCCUUAUCCGGUGAGUUGUAG
Molecule: messenger RNA, 1527 nt
Organism: Australozyma saopauloensis
Lineage: Eukaryota; Fungi; Ascomycota; Pichiomycetes; Serinales; Metschnikowiaceae
Gene: THI6
Product: bifunctional hydroxyethylthiazole kinase/thiamine-phosphate diphosphorylase
Exons: 1
Coding region: 1-1527 (508 amino acids)
Biological process (GO): thiamine biosynthetic process
Cellular component (GO): cytoplasm
Molecular function (GO): magnesium ion binding; thiamine-phosphate diphosphorylase activity; hydroxyethylthiazole kinase activity
Source: RefSeq, a predicted model, not a curated record